This is a messenger RNA of Ophidiomyces ophidiicola, 2874 nucleotides long. RefSeq lists its product as uncharacterized. Gene Ontology annotation, biological process: retrograde vesicle-mediated transport, Golgi to endoplasmic reticulum. The record is from RefSeq and is a predicted model, not a curated record. NCBI's taxonomy places the organism in Eukaryota, Fungi, Ascomycota, Eurotiomycetes, Onygenales, Onygenaceae. Bases 1 to 2874 code for a protein of 957 amino acids. The transcript is spliced from 3 exons.
AUGACUGACCUCUCUGGUUUUUCAGAUGCCCAUUUUCUGCUCUUGGCCGUCCAGCUCUGCACAGAUGGGGAUAUCUCGCAACUUCCCGAUCUACUGCAGCGUUGCCGCAAUCCGCCAUCUUUAGAGCCUGUCCUCCGGAUUAUCCUAACUUUCCUACCAGAAAGUGUCGAACCGAGUCGCUAUAUUCCGGUUCUUAAUCUUCUUUCUAACACAACUUCCAAUGCCUCAGAAGACCUAGAAAUAGACACCUCUGCUAUUGCAGACUUGUCUGAAACCGAAGCUCGAAAACAAGUUCGGAGACUACGCCUUCUUCCCCUUCAAUAUCCGGGGCAUCCAGAUGAACUUGAAGCAGGACCACUUACUCGAUUUCUUAUCCACCGUGCCUACAGAAUAGAUAAUGAGUUCGGUGUUCAGACAUUCCUCCUCGACCUCCUCAGCCCAUUCUGCGAAACGUCAGAUCUCCUUCGAAGUUGGGUGAUAUCUACAAUACUUCCCUUAGUUCGCUUUAAUUACGAAUAUCACCCCGAUAAAGACGGAAUAAUCUCCCUAGAGCUUCUUGAGUCGUUGGAUUGCAAAAGUGCAGUUAACACACUUCUUUCCAGCGCGGAAAGUUAUGAGAAUGGGGGAAAGGUUGACCAGGAUCUGCGAGGCCUCGUUGGACCGUGGAUUUAUGGCCAUAAUCAGGCGAAGAGACGCAAGCUUCACAAAGAUGACCAAGCAUCAUCGGAGACUGGACAGGAGGAAGGCCAUAGCUACCAGAAAGAUUGGCAAGAAGUCAACGAAUGGCUGCUCUCUACAAGCUUACGGGACUUUGAUUUAGCUGCUGAAACAGUAGUUCGAUGGGCUGGCCCCGAAGAUAUCUGCUUAGGGCCCUACAAGGAUGCAAGCGUGGCUAUACCGGAAAAAUUGAAGCACGAAUUAGCUUCAAACUAUGGACAAGCUGCUUUUGCGGCUAUCUAUUCCCUGUCAGAGUGCAAAACGAAAGCCUUCGAGGGAGUGUGCCGCAUAUUGACUAGAAUUUCUUCUCUCCUUGAGAUUGACGGAUAUUCAACAUUACAAAUCCAUCGCGACGAACUUCUUCCCAUUCUACCCCAUUCGAUACCUGACAAUAUUCGCCGCCAGAAUUUUUCCCAUACUUCAUUGCUUCAGUCUACUAAUCCUGUCACAUACCCAACCCCCAAGUCAAUGUCGUUUUUGGAUUCUAUCCUAGCGUCCAUCCGAACUUUAAACAGCUUUUCUUACUCAAUUUCUCCGAGACAAGCUGCAGAAUUGUGUCUUUUUGUGGAUGAAGAGAGCCAACUGUCAGAGCUACGUGAAGUCAUUGAAGCUCUGAAACGAGACUCGAAACCGACUCAAGAUUGGCGUUCAGUCCGAGAGCAGUUGCUUUGGCUCAGAAAUUGGGGCAGUGAGCAGGGCCCUGCAACCGAUGGUGAUAGCACCGAAUCAGCUUCCGGCUUAUUUUCUCGAAUACCCCUUUCCCGUUUUGAGGAGGAAAUUUUAAGUUCUCUGCUAAUGGCAAAACAAUACUCUCUCGCUCUCUCUAUCUACACAUCUGCAUCCUCUCCAUUAUCUUCGAAAGAAGUUGAAUCAACCGUAACAAACGCAGUUUUCAUGUCUUACGACAGUGCCUCGAAUGGAAACAAAACAAGAGGCGGGAUGAAACGGGCGAUAGAAAUACUUGAUUCAUUUACACCUCAUUUUCCAGAAUCUGUGCCAUUUCAGCAGAUCAGAUCUUUACUCUCCGCUACUCACGCAAUAUCCUUCUACUCCCUCACUCUUCAGCAAGGCGUUCCGUUUCAACCAGUUGGCAUUCGCUUGCACCAGGAUCCAAUCUCCUUAAUUGAGAAGAUCUUAGAACAAAAUUCCAGGGCGUACACGGAACUGGACAACCUUCUCAAGAUUGGCCAUCAGCUUAUUGCAGCCGGAUUGCCCAACGGCAUCCAGGAGAAUGACCUUCCUGACACGGACCUGUCGACACUCUCCCUAGAACAAACCCAACUUAUCUCAUCACGUCGAAUCAUUUCACUAUCCGUUUCUUCCGCCCUCAAUGCCAAUGACUUCGAAACCGCAUAUUCAUACAUCACCACACGAUUAGCCCAUGAUGCCAACCUAUUCAGCUCCACCAAUAAGACACCCACCGUCGAAGACAACACCUCCUGGCGAGCCGCAUACACCGCCGGCCGCCACCGCUCCACCGCCGCAACCCACGAACCCCCAUCCAUCCAAUCCCGCAUCUCCCGCCUCUCGCAACAAAUGGAACUCCUCUCCCUCGCCCUCCUCCUCUCACCCUCCCCCGAACCCCUCCCGGAGAUCCUCGCCGUAUGGCGCCGCAGCGACGAAGAAAUGAACACGCUGCAGGCCCAAGAACAAGAAGAAGCCGACUCGUGGGACACGCACGGCGACGACCUCCACAAAGGAAUGACCUCUCCCUCGACCGCCGUCCCCGGCGGCUUCGGCCCGUCCGACGCCGAACUCGACGCCCUCGACACCCAGCGCGCGCGCGCCAAACGCCUGCGCCGCCCCGCCGCCCGCAGAGACUACGACGAAGCGCCCAUGGGCCUGUUCGACGUGGCGCGCGGCGCCGCCCGCGCUAUCAGCAAGAACGCCUUCCCGCUCUCGCGCGCGCCACCGGCGUCGACGUCGACGUCGACGUCCGCACGGCGCAGCAUGGAUGCUCCCGCGGCGGCUGCUGACAACAACGGCGAUGGUGCGCCUGGGGACGCCGCGGAGGAGGCGGGGCGGGCGGUGAGGAAGCGCGAUAUGGUGAGUAGUAUGGUAACGGGGGGUCUGGCGAGCGGGCUUGGAUGGGUGUUGGGGGCUCAGCCGGUGAAUCAGAAUACUAGUAGUGGUGGUGGUGGUGGUAAUACGAAGUGA